Molecule: messenger RNA, 6176 nt
Organism: Rhodofomes roseus
Lineage: Eukaryota; Fungi; Basidiomycota; Agaricomycetes; Polyporales; Fomitopsidaceae
Product: kinesin-domain-containing protein
Exons: 19
Coding region: 36-5843 (1935 amino acids)
Biological process (GO): mitotic spindle organization; microtubule-based movement
Molecular function (GO): ATP binding; microtubule binding; microtubule motor activity
Source: RefSeq, a predicted model, not a curated record
CGCGCUUGUCGCGGUCGACGACGUCGACACACAACAUGGCUCCCUCGCCAGCAUCCUCGGCCGGUUCCGCGACUUCUGUGCAAGUCGCGGUCCGUAUCCGACCCACGACGACUCAGGACACCAGUUCCACCCCCGCUCGUUUCCAACGGUCUGUAGUCAAUGCAGUCUCACCAACCACCGUCGCCAUAGACCCUGUCUCGUCAGCUGCUGGCGGGGGAGCACCCGCACCCGCCGCACCCUCGGCCAAAAAGCAGGUCUUCACCUUCGAUCAAGUCCAUCAGCCAGCAACGACCCAACAUGCCAUGUUCACGACCACCGCCCAACCUCUUAUCUCUCGAUUUAUUGAGGGCUUUAACUGCACUAUUCUCGCGUACGGUCAAACCAGCAGUGGAAAGACAUUCACCAUGACUGGCAUCGACCUUGACGCUGAUCCGAACGACCCGACGAACGGUAUGGGUAUCAUUCCCCGUGCCGUAUCAACCAUAUUCGCGCGGUGUAGAGAGCUCAAGCAGGAGCGCGGAGACUCAUGGCAGUAUAGCCUGAGGGGCUCAUUUAUUGAGCUGUACAACGAAGACCUGAUCGACCUCUUGAACCUGGAAGAUGGCGGAGGCAAACAGGUCCAGAUCCGAGAGGACAAGCAGGGGCAUAUCAUUUGGGAGGGUCUGCGCGAAGUAGGCGUACGUGGACCGAAUGAGGUCAUGGGUCUCCUUCAGCAGGGUACGGCGAUCCGUCGCACAAAUGAGACGGACAUGAAUGCGCAGUCGUCGCGUUCGCAUGCGAUCUUCUCUCUGACGCUCACGCAGAAGAAGUACUCCGGUUCGAAACCACCCCCGCGAUCCUCAUCACCACUACCGCCGGGCGGUCGCCCUGGGUCACGCAUUGCGCGGCCUGGUUCUACCAUGUAUAACUCAUCACAGGCCAGCCGUGUAUCGUCACCAACAUUCGGCCGGCCGUCAACGCCGAGUUUCCAGUCGGCGAUUGGCAGAGGCGGGCGUCCAGCCAGUUCGCUUGGCCUCUUGUCACCGGACCGUGGUCUCGCGAACAAUGCAGCGGACGAUAGCGAGGGCGAGUGGGUUACGGUUGUCUCGAAGUUCCACUUCGUCGAUCUGGCUGGUUCCGAGCGGAUCAAGCGCACGGGAGCCGCGGGCGACCGCAUCAAGGAGGGUAUCUCCAUCAACAGCGGAUUGCUCGCCCUUGGGAAUGUCAUCUCAGCGCUCGGGGAUCCUGCGCGCGCCAAGUCGCAUACGGCGUCGUACAUCCCGUACCGCGACUCGAAACUUACGCGGUUGCUACAGGACUCGCUGGGUGGAAACGCGCACACGCUCAUGAUUGCGUGUGUGAGCCCCACAGAGUGGAACGUGGGUGAGACGGUUAACACGCUGAAGUACGCGAACCGCGCUCGGAACAUCAAGAACCGCGCGGUUGUGAACGAGAAGGAGGAGGGCUGGGACGACCUGGAGUGGCUCCAGGGCAACAUUACUCGUCUACGGAAGGAGCUCAAGGCGCUCAAGGAGGGCGGCGCGACGGCUGCGGGGUCCAGCGCUGCUACCAACAGCGUCGACAUACCUGACGGCGCCGGAAAGAAGGUGCUCGCGCAGAUGGCAGAGCUCCAGAACAACUACGAGGACAUGCGCGAGAAGUUCGUGGAGCGAACCGAGGAGCUCACACGCCUCCGUCGGGAACUUGCGGAGAAGCAGCGCUCGUCCAAGGGCAACAUGUCCGGGACGGCGAAGUACGAGGAGAUCGUCGGUCCUGUCAUUGAGGAGUAUGAGAAGACGAUCGGCGCAAUGGAGGCAGAGCUCAACUUGAACCGCGCGGCGUUGAGGCACACGAACGAUCUCUAUGAGGAGAAGGAGCACGAGUACACUGAACUCGCGGAGAAGCACUCGACGACCGAGUUGUAUGUUGAGGAGCUGAAGUCUCGAGUUGCGAAACUGAUGGAGCGUGAGGCGUCCAACGAGGCGUACAUCCGUGAUCUGGAAGAGAAAGUCAAACAAUCCGACGAAACUUCUGUCAGCUCCAGCGGGUCCAUCACUGAUCUCAAGCGCGAGAUCUCUCGAUACAAGGACUCCGAGACGUACAACACUCAGUACAUCGCAGAUGUCGAAGCCCGACUGACUCGUGCGGACGAGUCCGUGCUUGCGCUGCGAGAGACGGUCGAGAAGCUGGAGCGCGAGUGCGAUCGCCGACGUGAUGAGGCCGAAGUCUUGCAGGAGCGCCUGGACGCGCUUCUGCGUGACGGCGAAAGCUGGAGAACGGACCUCGAGGAGCGCGAGCAGAAGGUACGCGACCUGGAGGCGAAGAUGCAGGGAUGGGAAACGAGGAAGAAGGAGGCCGACGAGGACCGGCAACGCUUGAACGAGCUCGUUGGCGAGGUAGCGAAGGCACGGAAGGAACUCGAGGCGAAGUCGAUUACGCCGUCACUCAGGAGCGCUGCGAGCACCGACACGCUCGGUGGCAAGUCACAGCUCAACGGCAUUGGCCCCGCGGAGGAGCAGUUCAUUGUCCUUCAGCAGACGCACACCGCGACGCUCGCGGACCUUUCUUCCGUCACUGCCAAGUACCACGAUGCCCUCCGGGAGAUCGCAGACCUGGCGGCUCAACUGGAGGAGGCCAAGGUCAACGCCCCGCUUGCACCCUCAGAGUCUGAAGAUCGGCCGGCUGACCUUUCUCCUAGGAGGAGGAUGGGAAGAGGAAGUCCGAGCAGCGAGACACUCGUGAACGGGAACGGCUCAGCGAGACGGGGUUUUUCCAGACACCAGGUGGCGUCCAGCGAAUCUCUCACUUCGAGGUACGCUCUCACGAUUGCCGGCCUUCGUGAUGGGACUAACGGCAAAUCGCUCUCUUCUAGGUCGUUGCCGCAAUCUGUUUCGCUGUCGCAGGAGCUAUCAUCAGCGAGGUCGCGAAAAGCCUCUACUUCAAGCCACGGGACGAGUAGCUCAGUCUCCCUCUCCCACUCCCGCUCGCGCCCCAACCUGUCGAUCUCGCUUCCUGGUGUCAACAUUUCGCCGAACGAGCGCUCUGUGGCGAGCCUGGAGAAGGAGAUCAUGCGCCUCCAGGAAGUCCUUCAAGAAAGGGAGACGGAGAUCACUGCGCUCGAGACGUCGCUCAAGGACAAGGAUCGAGCCGUCGCGCUGGCGAACCUGGAACGCUCACCUCCUCCUGAUGUCACCGUCACUCCUAUGAACGGCCAUGUACCCGAGUCUAGCCUCCCCUUGUCGCCGCGAACGAUGUCGCGUUUCAAGGACCUUCGGCAUAGUCUUCACAUCCAAGUGUCUGAGAAUGGCCUACCUCCUACGGAAGUGGACCAGAACCUUGAGAGACUCAACGAGCUCAUGCGUUCGAUGGCUGCGAAGGAGUCGGCUCAUCGUGAGAAGGUUGACACCCUCAACUCUGAUCUCAGCCAAGUUCGCAGGCAAUUCGAGGAGUUGACCGUCCUCUCCCGCGAUCAGACUCUUAACAUGUCGAAUGAGAUCGAAGGCCUACGCAAGAAGCACGAGGAGGAUCUAGCCAAGCAUGACGAGGAUCUGCAGAGACUGGAGCGACUCGAAAAGCGCGAGGCAGAGCUUGUCGAGGCCACGACGAGACUUGAGCAGCAUGAAGCUGAACUCGCGGAGUCGUUGGCGACGGCCCAGAGUCGCGAGAAAGAGCUCAUGGAGAGCCUCGAACGCAUUCAGGCUGAACACUCAGCGGACGUCGAGAAGCUCAAGUCCGAACACGAGGACGCUUUGCGUGCGAAGGCGGCCGAGGUCGAUGCCCUCGUCGCCAAGUUGAAGGAGGAACACUCUGGUGCUGUCUUGGAGCUCCAAGGGCAACUCGCGCAGGCCUCCGCCGCUCUCGACAAGGCGCGCGAGGAUCACGUAACAGCCUUUGGCGAGCUCAAGGCUGAACAUGAGGACGAACUCAAGCGUCGCAGCCAAGGGGUCGACGACCUCUUGGAGCACACUCAGCAAGAGCACGAGGCGGCCGUCUCAAAGCUGAAGGAUGAGCACGCAGACGCGGUCAAGCAGAAGGAGGAAGAGGCCAGCGCGACCCUUCAUAAGACCGAGGGGGAGUACUACGAGGCACUCACCAAACUCCGCGCGGAGCAUGCCCAGGCCUUGGAGAAGCAGACAUCCGAGGCGGCGACCGCGAUGGAGCGCCUACGCGACGAGCAUGCGCGUGAGGUACGGAUGUCCGAGAUUGCGCGCGAAGGUUCCCUCUCGGAGUCUGCGUCUGCGAUGGACAUCGCGAUGAAGAACCUCCAAGAGGAGCACGCAUCCGCCGCCAGCGCCAAGGAGCAGCAGUUCGCCGAAGACAUCCAGAAGCUGAAGGACGAGCACACGCAGACCCUCGAGGCGAAGGAAGAGCAGUACCGCAGCUCGAAGGAGCGUCUGAAAGCGAGCCAUACGGAGACGUUGCAUGCCAAGGAGGCAACGUUUGCUGAUGAGCUGGCUAAGCUGCAGGCUGAGCACCAACAGGUGUUGGCCAGCAAGGACGAGGCGCACCGCACAGAGCUGGAGAAGCAUGUCGCCGAGCACGCCGACAUGGUUGCCAAGCUCCAGGAAGAGUCGCAGAAGGAGAUUGCUCGUCUGACGUCCGAACUGGAACAGAGCCGAACGGAGUUCACGUCGUCGGGUUCAAAAUUGCAGGAGCAGAUGGAAGCCGAGUUGCAGAGUGUCAAGGAGCAGCAGGCAACGAUCCUGGCUGAGGUCGAGAAGGGACACGCAGAGGAGGUCGCUCGGUUGCAGGAGGCUCAUAACGCGGCGAUUGCUGCGGCUGACAGUCAGGCCGAGGAACAACGUACUUCGCUGAUGGCCUCGCAUGCGGAAGAGGUCGCGCGCCUCAGAGCAGAACACGAGAGCGCGCUCUCUGCUGUCCAGGCCGAACUCAGCCUCGACGAGUCCAGGGAACGGACGGAGCAACUCCUCUCCGAAGAGAAGGAGCGCCUGAAGUCUUCUCUCACUGAGCUCGAACAGAAGCACGCCGAUGAGGUCGCUCUCAGCGAAAUGCAGCGCGAGAGGGACGACGAGGAGCUCGAGUCGUACAAAGCCGCUUCGGACGAGUACGAGGCUCUUCAGCAGAAGACGGAAGUGAUUGGCCUGCUCCACCAACAACUGAGCAGUUCCAACGAUGAGCGGGACACGCUCGCCGCCGAGUCAAACGACCUCGUGCGCGAGGCAUCGAAGCGCCAAUCCUUGGUGGACGAGCUCGAACGGCAUCGAAGCAUGAUCGCAGACUUGCAGGAGGACCUUCAGCGCACGAAGGACGAGAUGGACAACCUGUCCGCGGAGAAGUCCCGUCAAGAGACACUGCUCCGGGACCUCCAAUCUCAAACUGUCAUGAGUCCUACACCGAGUACGCGGCAAGGGUUCGGACGCUCGAAUAUGUCGCCCACGAAGCUGCCUCCGCCUGCGCCUCCACCGACGCACCAACUGAGCACCUCCGGCGACACACCGCAGGACUCGCCUACCACGCCGGCAACGUCGCUCGCGCCCGAGAAGCUGACUGCGCAGAUCCAGCAGCAGGCCAAGCACAUCGACGAGCAGGACGCCAUGAUCAAGACGCUCAACAAGCAGCUCAUGCACUGCGAGAGCGACUUGCAGGCACACAUUGACCUGGUUUCGUCGCUAGAGUCCUCGGUUGGCGACGCGGAGAAAAAUCAGUUGGCUCGGAUGCAGGCCACGGAGCUCGCGCGCGAGCGGGACAGCCUGAAUUCGCAACUGGCCGACGCGCGGAACGAGGUGGUGAACGUGCGGCGGUCGCUCGACGAGGAGCGGCGGGCGAAGGAGCGGGCGCGGGCGCAACUCGACAGCCGAAUGGACGAGCUUCAACGGCGCAAGAGCAAGUUUGCGUGUCUGUGAUUGCGCCCAGUCGGUACUCAUUUCCUCAUUUCCCCUCACAUCAUCUGCAUCUGCAUUGGUGCGCUCCGAGCGAGCGCUGUCCCUUCAUUACUAUACCUGUCGGUCCUUGAUCAUCUCUCUAUCCGUAUUAUCUCUGUUUCUCGUCUCUCACUUGGCCUGUCACCCUCAGUCUAUGUUGCUUAAAUUCGGAUCGGUUGACGAGCUGUAUAAUCGGAGCCGCCUCGGCCUAGUGGUAGUAUUUGUCUAGUUUAGCGCGAGUCUACAUGUACUUGCUGUGAUACCCGCCUAUGUCGUCCAUACCUACAUAUGUCUACGCGAAUAGUUUGCAUGCUC